This is a messenger RNA of Cavenderia fasciculata, 1299 nucleotides long. RefSeq lists its product as uncharacterized. Gene Ontology annotation, molecular function: peptidyl-prolyl cis-trans isomerase activity. Gene Ontology annotation, cellular component: catalytic step 2 spliceosome. Gene Ontology annotation, biological process: protein folding; protein peptidyl-prolyl isomerization. The record is from RefSeq and is a predicted model, not a curated record. The coding region runs from base 1 to 1299 and encodes 432 amino acids. The transcript is spliced from 3 exons. NCBI's taxonomy places the organism in Eukaryota, Evosea, Eumycetozoa, Acytosteliales, Cavenderiaceae.
AUGUCAAGUGAACCAACAACACAUGGAAAGGUUAUAUUAAAGACUACGUUGGGAGAUUUAGAGAUAGAGUUAUGGACAAAAGAAGCACCGCUGACAACACGUAAUUUCAUGCAAUUGUGUAUGGAAGGGUACUAUGAUGGAUCUAUAUUUCAUAGAGUGAUACCAAAGUUUAUUGCACAGACUGGUGAUCCUACAAACACUGGUGAUGGUGGAGAAUCAAUAUACGAUGGUAAACCUUUUAAAGACGAGUUUCACAGUCGUCUAAGGUUCAGUCGAAGAGGUAUAGUUGGUAUGGCAUCUGGCAAAGAUCCUAAUAGCAAUCAAUCACAAUUCUUUAUUACACUCGAUGCUGCAGAACAACUCAAUCGACGACACACUGUAUUUGGUCGUGUCAUUGGUGACUCGCUCUUUAAUAUACUCAAAGCUAAUGAAUUGGAGAUUGGUGAAAAUGAUAUGCCUCUUGAUCCACCAAAGAUCAUCUCUUCAGAUGUUAUAUCAAAUCCAUUUGAAGAUAUUGAACCUAGACAAAAAAAGGUCACAACCGUCAAACCUUCUACUCUAUCAUCUCCAAUUGAAAAGAAAAAGAAACCAGCUGCCGCUACAACAAAAAAUAAAGGAUUAUUAUCAUUUGGCGAGGAUGAUGAUGAUGAAGAUAAUGAUAGUGGUAGUGUACCAGUAUCUAAACCAAAACCAGCACCAAAACCAAAGCAACAACCAAAACAAUCAAAGGAAAUUGAAAAAGAUAAUAGUAAUAAUAAUGAUACAUCUAAAGAGAUAACAAAAAAUAGUAGUAGUACAACAACAACAAAGACACCGAUUAAUUUUCAAGAUAUUGGAACAAAUAAUGAACAACAUAAUCCUAAAGUAUUUGAAGAUAAAAUGAGAGAAUCAAUGUUACAAAAGGCAUCACAAUAUAAAAGAGAAAGAGAAGGUGCAGCUACUGCAUCAGUACAACAGGCAGAUGGAACAACUGGACCACAGCAGCAGCAGUCUACCGAUUUACCAAACGCAACAGUGGCAAUUAAAAAAGCCAAACCAGAGAAAAAGGUGAUAGGUAGUUUAUCAUUCAAACCAACUAGAAAAGGAGCAGAGUCUACUGUACCAAGAGUAUCAAAAAAGGGAGGCGGAGAACAAGCCAUAUUAGACCGACUCAACAAAUUUAAAAAUGUAAUGAAAGAGAAACCAAAAGAUGAAGAUGGUGAAUGGCGUGAUCACAAACUUGAAUUUAAAUAUGAUCCUUCUGGUCAAUCACAUUAUAUUCUUCUUGUCCUGUCUGAUGACUUUGAAAAAGCUGAUUAA